CCCCAGAGCACAAACCCGAUCCUUGACCCAGAUGUACUGCCGCUUUAAGAAGCUCCAUACCACCACUGUUCUCCCUUUUCCCACCAGCGAGUUUUUUUUUUCUCACUAUGGCGAAGGAAUAAACAAGCGGAGUAGAAUGGGCGGCGGUGACCAUGAACGCAUCCCCCCGUGACUAACAGCACCUCGUAACAGUCCGCGUCUCAGCCGCGCGUGCUCUGGUAUUUUGGCGAGCAGCUAGCUCACAGAUGCGGUCAUCAGGACGGCGAUGAGAGGAGAGAGAACUGUUUUCCUGCGGACACUGAACGCCUCAGCCGGGGAAGAAGCCGGCGGCCGGGCUGGCUGUCGCCGCGGAUGUUUCUGCUCGAUUUAACGGCGACAUCCAAAAUGAACUAAAAGGACCACAGCCUCGCGACUCUUCGCUCACUAACACUUUAAAAAGACACAAACUUUGUGGGGUUUACCUCGCCUCUUUCCUGGUUUAUUUAGUCCCUAAAAACGCGGUCAAAGAUGUUGACGGGAUCAAAAACCACGUUCAAAGUCAGACAAAUGCUGCCGGACAUCAAGGAGAGGAUGCUGAGUCAGAGCGGCGUCACGGCGCGGAGUCGGGACAUGUUUGGGCUUCGCUGUCUGCCAGGCGAGUGCGUGCUGCAGCGAGCGCUCAUGGUGAGGAAGAAGCUGACGGCCAGAGAAGGACGGGGCUGGAUGUCGGGGACGCUCUUCUGCACUCACUUCAGAGUGGCCUUCGUUCCUCAGGACGCCCCCAAACCUGACGACAACACAGAUCCAGUUCUUCUGGGAGAUCACGAUGUGGCGUUGGCGUCCAUAGAGAAGGUCGUCGUUGUGGGUCCAAACAGAACCAAACUGGUGAGUCCAAACUCCUCGCUCAAGUUCACUCCGGAGGAGCUGCUGCUCUACUGCAGGGACAUGCGGGUCAUCUGCUUCCUGUUCGACCGCCUCACUCCAGACGCCCAGGUGUUGGAGAUAACCUACACCAUCGCCAAGACCUACCAGCCCCUCAAACCCGGAUCAGUUUUAUCAUUCCAGAACGCCGCGCUUGGAAGUGUGGAAAUGAAGCAGUUUCUAAGCAACCGGCGCCGAGACGCCCACAUGAACUGGUUCGAAUCGGCCUCAGACUGGGAGCAGGAGCUGGAGCGGUGCGGCGCCACCACCUGGAGAGUCAGCUCCGUCAACGACCGCUUUGAAAUGUCCACCAGUCUGUCCAGGUUCAUCGUGGUUCCUCAGAAGGUUCUGGACACGGAGCUGAAGAAGAGCUUCGCUCAUUUCAACGAAGGACGGAUUCCUCGCUGGUGCUGGCGCCAUCCCAGAGGCAGCGACCUGCUGCGCAUGUCCAGCUUCCAGAACAACAUCUACCACGAGAAGGACGACAUCAGGAACCUGGAGAUGGUUCUGUUCGGCUGCCAGUCCUCGCUCUGCGUGGUGGUGGAGCUGGGCGACGAGCUGCCGUCCCCCGCCGACAUCCAGCUGGCGCACAGCCGCAUGCGGACCCUCUGUCUGGGAGACCUUUCCACAUCUGUGUCGGUCCCGGAUGACAAGUGGUUAUCUACGCUGGAGAGCACCCACUGGUUGGACCACAUCAGGCUCUGUCUGAGGAAAGCUUCGGAGGUGGCCUGUCUGCUUCGCAGCGGUCACCUGACUGUGGCCCUGCAAGAACCUGAGGACCGGGACAUGGGCUGCGUGGUGUCCAGCCUGGUUCAGGUGAUGAGCGACCCGCACUACCGGAGCCAGCACGGCUUUCAGAGCCUGGUGCAGAAGGAGUGGGUGAUGGCGGGACACCGCUUCUACAGCCGCAACAACUACCACCGCGACAACGACAAGGAGGAGGCUCCCGUCUUCCUGCUCUUCCUGGACUGCGUCUGGCAGCUGUGGUUCCAGUUCCCGUCCCGCUUCCAGCUGACCGCUGACUUCCUGCUGGCUCUGCACGACAGCAUCCACCUGCCGCUCUUCUCCACCUUCUUGGCCAACUGUCAGCGCGAGAGAUGCAAGCGAUCGCAGAAUCUGGGUCAGUCCUACACGCCCGUCAACGGCUGGAGGGACGCGCUGCAGCCGGACUCAUCCUCAGACCCGUCCGACCCCCCUCUGCCUCCGGUGUGGGACUGGGCCCUGCAGUACGGCGCCGAGCGACGAGCCUGUUUCACCCAGCCGGUGCCCCCCACCCCGCCACUGCAGCCGCUGCUCAACGGAAACCUCAACACCAAACCGGACGCUCACAGGCCGGCUGACUCCGCCCCCGGCUCGGUGUUCCUGCUCUCCCGGGGCUCCUUCACCUGUCCUGCAAACCUGCCUCCAUGGCGCAGCAGCGCUUCAGGCGUUUACAAGAAGAGCCACCGGAGGGCGCCGUCCACAGAGAACGUGCCCGGCCUGGAGAGGCUGCUGAAGGCGUGGAGCCUGACCGCCACGUUUGGACCUCAGGGACCCGCCGACGCCUACGAGCCCUUACUGCCCCUCCUCCUGGGGCCCUGCAUGGGCCUGUGGAGGGAGUGCUACCUCCGGGGGGCGCUCCACGCUCAGGCCUUCUCCCAUCCCGUCUCCUCCAACCACCUCCACCCCGUGGAGCGUCUGGCUCAGGAGGUGCAGCAGCUCAAGGAUAAGCUCGCCCAGUUGUCCCCCGGUACGGAUCUGGACCCCCCCACAGUGACGCCCGAACCGCGGCGCACCGACGCCAACCUGAACCAGAACACCAACAACGCCACCUUCCUCUUCUCCGCCUCCAAGCCCCGGUCGGUGGGCAGAGCAGCGCCUCCACCCACGUCCGUCUCCAGGGCCCCGCCCCCCAGCUCCACCCCGGCGCCCAGGCCUGGCGGGAAAGACUUGGGGGGCAGUAACAAGCACACCUUUCUGUUCGGACACUCCUCAGACGGUCGCAGCGACUCUCGGUACCACCCCCUCCCAAACGCCAAGCUGCCCAAGAGCAACGGCUCGUCGCUGGCCUCCUGAACCCGCCCCCCACCGCCGUGUUUUCCACCAGGUUCCAGAUGUAAUCAGUGAUGAGUUCAAGAACCGCCUGUUCUGCUGAAAAACUGAGCGCUGGGUUUGCUCCCUGAACCAAAGGGAGGGACUGGGAACGCGUCCGUUUAUCUAGAAACGCCUUCAAGAAGAGCGAGGGAGCGCUAUUUUUACCCCUCUUAUCCACAGAGGACAGAUAAAGACGGAACCAGGAGCCGGCCCAAGCAGCGGGCCGCCGGGGCUGCUGGGAAUUCCACUUGGAAUUUAGGACACGGGAGCUAUUCUAGUGCAGAACCUCCACCUCAGUGUUAUUUCCUGGUUCUGGAUUGGGCUGCGGUCCACUCAGAACAUCUGUUUUUUACUCCUCAGUUCUGUUAUUGAAUCCUGAAGACUGUUCACAGAAGAGGGAGGCGGAGCUUCAAACGGGUUGAGUGUUAAGUAGAUGCAGAGGCUUCGGUUCCACUUCCUGCUGCUCGCUCACCCGCCAGGGCGGCGAUCCUCAUCCACAUGCACGCUCACGGCGGGAUGCCAACGCUUUAGUUCGUCUUCCAUGGACAAGAACAUGUUUCCUCUGCUUUCGUUGGGUUUCUCCUCGCUCGUCAGGAUUAUUUAAAUAUUUUGGUAUGAACAUCAAAUGUUUGUUUUUUACAGCCUUCAUGCUUUGAUCUGCAUAUUUCUGCUCUUUAUAUCAUGAGUUUCUCUGAAUAAAACCACGUCACUCACA
Oryzias melastigma (Indian medaka) is the source of this 3688-nucleotide messenger RNA. It is a transcript of the gene mtmr11, whose product is annotated as myotubularin related protein 11. The record is from RefSeq and is a predicted model, not a curated record. The coding region runs from base 508 to 2955 and encodes 815 amino acids. Lineage: Eukaryota; Metazoa; Chordata; Actinopteri; Beloniformes; Adrianichthyidae. The transcript is spliced from 17 exons.